Messenger RNA from Schistosoma turkestanicum, 2468 nucleotides. The record is from the annotation of a GenBank genome assembly. Lineage: Eukaryota; Metazoa; Platyhelminthes; Trematoda; Strigeidida; Schistosomatidae.
AAUCCUAUUACAAAUCAAUAAAUCUAUAAUUUUCAUUAGAAUUAUUUGAUAAAAUUCAUUGUGAAUCAUUGUACACAUUUGCAAUCAUUAAAUACAACAAUGUUAGAUAGUACAACGUCACAAUCAACAGAGGAUCUUUAUAUUAAAUGGUUAAAUGAUCAGUUAGCUAAGGCAACACCUCCAAUGAUUGUAUAUGAUUUAUGCGAAGAAAGUAUAUGCAAUGGUGUAGCUAUUGGUGUACUUUUAGAAAUUAUCGGUGAAAUAAAAAUUGAUGGUCUAUUGUUACAGCCAAUUACAAUUGUAGAACGUUUACAUAAUAUUCAUGAAGUAUUUAGUGUAUUAAGACGUUUAAAUGUAAAAAUCAAUAAUAUCCAACCUGAAGAUAUCAUGGAAGGUGAUAAACAGACGAUAUUACAAUUAUUAUAUGCAAUUAAUGAUUAUUUUAUGCCAAGAAUUAUAACAAAAUCGAAUAAAAUGUUAAUGACCAGUAAUAAUAAUAAUAAUAAUAAUGAUAUUGAUUCUAGAAUGGAUUCAACUGGUCGUACAUCUGCAUGGAGUACUAUAAGUAAUUCAACUAGACGAACACAAAUCAGUCGAUCAGAAACCACACCACAUUUAAAUGGUAAUCAUGAAAAUGACUUAUUCUCAAUGAAUAAUCAUCAUGCACAAAAUAAUACAAAUAAUCAUAAUCAUAAUCAUAAUCAUAAUAAUAAUAAUUUUCCACAUUCACAACACAAUGGUACUGAUUAUCCAACAUUGAAUCAUUAUACCAAUCAUUAUACAAAUAAUCAUCAAUCACAAUCUUAUUCAUUUUAUCAAAAUCCUGAUCAACCUCAUUAUCGUUCAUCAGCUGUAACACCAACUUCAUCAGAAUUAACUAGUUCAACAAGUCCACGAUCUAGAAGUACUGUGUACAGAGUACAUUCUGAUCCAUUAUCACCUGUACAUAAUAAUAAUAAUAAUAGAAGAGAAAUUUGUUCAUCAAAUACACCAAUUAACAUUCGAUCGGCUUUACCGAAAUUGAAUUCUGGUUCCAAAGGUUAUUAUAAUCACCCUAAUUCAACGCAAUCAAUAAAACCAAAUGAUAGAAAUACACAAUAUUCAAUGAAAACUGGACAUUCAACUAAUGAAUUACCACAUAUCAUUGAUUCAAUGAAUGAAGUACAACAAUUGAAAUCACAAUUGAAUAUGUUAUCGAAACUUAUUGAAUCAGAUGGUUCCAGUCCUGUACGUACUGCUUCAGCAUUACGUACAACAGCAUCUAAAAGUACACAAACUGAUUUCGGCUAUCUAUUGGACAGACAAGCGAAAAAAUCAAAUGCUGAAAUUUCAGAACUACGAGGUAUUAUUAAAAUUAAAGAAGAAGCAAUUCAUUUAUUGGAGGAAGAAAAUUCACGUUUAAGUGAUUCAUUAAAAACAUUUUUAUAUAAUAUAAAUAAACCGGGAAAUUUAGACAAAACUACCAUGUCUAGCAGUAAUUAUAAUAAUAAUAAUCUACAAAAAUUAUCUAAUAAUCCUGUCAAUAGAUCACAUGAUUUUACACCUCCAUAUCAUCAUCAACAUCAUCAUCAGUAUCAACGUGAUGCUAUUCAUCAAACUAAUCCAAAUGCGUCGUCAAAAUAUUUAAAUCAACAAAUGGAUACCAAUACUCCAACUAUUACACCAACAAUUAUUCCAUCAUCACAAUAUUCACACAUGAAGCCAUCAAUGAAUGAUCAAAAAACACCACCAUUGCCAACACGUUCCAUUAGUCCAUGUAAAUCGGAUCAUUUUGAUAGACAAUCCAUACAACCAUCUUCACCAUCAUCAUCAUCAUCACCACCGAAUCGUCAAUGGAAUUCAGAGAGAAUAAAAAAUAUCAAACGUCAAUUAUCACCAACUGGUAAACGAUUUCCAUAUUAUCAACCUUAUAUACAUUCAUUAAUGCAUUCUAAUGAAUUGAAUAAAGUUGAAAAGCAUAAAUGUUCUGCGGAAUUAAAAGGUCAUCCACAUGGUCUAACAGCAUCACAAGCUCAACUUGUAAAAAGUCCAACUCAACGAUUAUUAAUGCAAAGUCUUCCAACCACUGGUUAUUAGAUUAUUCAACAUACCCUCCACCAAAAAAAAAUAGCACACAAUCAAAACGUUACACGAUGCUUGUGUUCAUUUAUUCAAAGCUUAGUAGUAUGUAAAACAAUUAAAACCAACGUACAAGAUAAUUCAUAUUAUUAUGCAAUAUCAUUGAUGAAUUUCUAUCUUUCUUGUUCACAAUUUCGACAAAUACUCUACAAUUAAUUUUUUGCCUUCCUAAUUAUUAUAUAAUGAUUACACAGUACAACUUCUACUACUGUUUAACCAUUUCUUCUCAUGAUGCCAAGUUUUUCCAAUUUUUUUCCCUGGUUAAUUGUUUGAUACACACAUCGAUAAACGCUACUACUACUACUACUACUACUACUACUACUACUACUACUACUACUACUACUACUACU